GGUAAUUAUGAACAUUAUUAAAAAGUUCUAUAGAAGCACGCAAAGCAAAUCUUGAUUUUAUAAUUUUAAUCUUACUUAAAUUCUUGAAACUGUAAAUAACUUUAAAAUAAACAAUUAAAUGAAAUAAAAUAAGAAAAAUAACAAGAACACUUGUUAAAUACUUUAAGUUACGUAGUAAACGUUAAAAUCUUCUAUAAAAUUAUAGUACGAAACGAAGUACGUUCUGAACUAAUUCUUCUGUACCAUUAGUCACAAAUAAAACCGUUCUUGUUUAGCUAAAAAAUUGCUAUUAAAGUACACGACUUAGGAUUCGAAUACCGUAAGUACUCGAAUCCUGUACUCGAGUACCUGCAUAUCUGAAUUCUAUAUUUUAAGUACUCGAGUACCUGAGUACCUGCUAUGUAUUCGAGUAAGUACUCGAGUUAGUCUGACUCGGCACAUCUCUACAUCCGACAGUAAUUUUUAUUUUCUUGAAUGAUGUUGAUUUUCAUGAUAGCGAGUUGUUUUCUGUGGUUACUCGAAUUAAUUGUUGUUUGUUUGUUUAUUCCCAUUAUAACUUUUUGUAUUGUCGUACUUUCAAUGUUUAUCGAAUAUCACAUUGACACUAUAAAAGAACUAUUAAUAAGAACGAUCGACGAGCUUAAGAAUCUUAAUAACGUGUGUUUCAGACACUUUUUGUGAUUACCGGUAACCUAUAUUUAAAAUGUCUGAAGGUUCUUGUUAUAUUCUUGAUAAUGGAGCAUACACAGCGAAGGUGGGCUUUUCCUCGACGGAACCGAAGAUUGUACCUAACUGCAUUAUGAAAGCAAAAUCUGAAAGACGACGCCCAUUCGUAGGAUCUCAAAUAGAUGAAUGUCGUGAUGCCUCCGGACUGUUUUAUAUUCUACCGUUUCAAAAAGGGUUUCUAAUUAACUGGGAUACACAAAAGACUGUCUGGGAUUAUAUGUUUAGUAAAGAAUGCUGUCCGGUUAACUUUAAUGAUACACCAUUGAUUAUAACUGAGCCAUUAUUUAAUUUUGCAUCAAUUCAGGAAGCUAUGACUGAAAUAUUUUUUGAGGAAUAUGAGUGCCAAUCUCUUUUGCGCAUAAAUGCCACAGAUUUAGCUGAAUACAAUUACAGAAAGAUACAUAAUAACCAGUGCACUGUGGUUGUAGACUCUGGUUAUAGUUUCACAUACAUUGUGCCAUACAUUAAUGGUAAGAAGUACAGGGAGGGCAUAAGACGAAUAGAUGUUGGUGGUAAAGUUUUAACAAAUCAUUUGAAAGAGAUUUUGUCAUAUAGACAGUUAAAUGUGAUGGAUGAAACAUUUGUAAUAAACCAAGUUAAAGAAGAUUCAUGUUUUGUAUCACAGGAUUUUAUGAAUGAUAUGGAAAUUGCUAAAAAGAAAGGUUCAGCCAAUACAUGCAUCAAAGACUACAUUCUUCCUGACUACACAACAAUUCGAAGAGGUUAUCUUCGUGACAUUGUCAAGCCUAAUGAAGACUUAGAACAGCAAACAUUACGACUAAACAAUGAAAGAUUCUCAAUACCAGAACUCCUAUUCCACCCCUCAGAUGUAGGUAUACCACAAAUGGGUAUACCUGAAGCUAUAAUGCACUCUAUAAACUCUUGCCCUGAAGAAAAUAUGGAGAGUUUGUUAGAAAAUAUCGUUUUAUAUGGAGGCAAUGCAAUGUUUCCUGGUUUCAGAGAUAGAGUAUUCAAUGAAGUCCGUUCUUUAGCUUUAGACCAUUUUGAUGUAAAUGUCUAUUUGCCUGAUAAGCCUAUUACAUAUGCUUGGGAAGGUGGGAAGCAUAUUUUUAGAGAUCCAGAUUUUUAUUCUUUCUGUAUGACUAAAGAAGAGUAUGAAGAAGAAGGAAAGGCACUUGCUUUUGAAAGAUUUGAUAUAUAGCGACGGAAACGAGUGAAGAAGUCUUUAGAGUAAGACUUUCGCUCGUAAAAACAUCAUGAAAGAGGUUUGAAAUUAUGGAUAUCAAAGUGCACCUAAAGUGCACUAGGGAUGGCUGAGAAACAUGAUGAAACAACUAAUAUUGGAGUAAAAAUAAUAAUUUGAUAUAUGUAUCUCAAAAUAAAUAUUAUUAUCAGUACAUAUAAAUUUUUGAAUCACUUUGGAUGAGUAAUGAUAUCAUCACU
Molecule: messenger RNA, 2130 nt
Organism: Diatraea saccharalis (sugarcane borer)
Lineage: Eukaryota; Metazoa; Arthropoda; Insecta; Lepidoptera; Crambidae
Source: the annotation of a GenBank genome assembly